Molecule: messenger RNA, 2122 nt
Organism: Drosophila teissieri
Lineage: Eukaryota; Metazoa; Arthropoda; Insecta; Diptera; Drosophilidae
Gene: Hexo1
Product: chitooligosaccharidolytic beta-N-acetylglucosaminidase
Exons: 4
Coding region: 163-1983 (606 amino acids)
Biological process (GO): glycosaminoglycan metabolic process; ganglioside catabolic process; carbohydrate metabolic process
Cellular component (GO): membrane
Molecular function (GO): beta-N-acetylhexosaminidase activity
Source: RefSeq, a predicted model, not a curated record
GCCCAGAAUCGAUGCUGGUGGGCAGAUAAAUUGGCAACAGGGGGAAGCCGUAGCUUUAGUCUGCACUGAACAGCAGCCAAGUUCAGUUGGAAUCGAUUUGGAAUAACCUAUAUUUUGCAUUCGCCAGUUGGCUUUGAGAGUUUCUGUGUUGAGGUGGACGAAAUGAAGCGGACGCGGACUGCACUUGGAGUGGCCCUGCUCCUGGCCCUGGUGUCUCAACUGACGGCCCACAGCUCAGAUGACUUGGUUUACGGCUACGAGUGCCGCAGUGGCUUCUGCCAGAAGGUGGAGCUCAGCGAGGAGAACUACGCCAAGGCCAUCAGUCUGCCCGUGUGCCGGCUCUUCUGCGGCAGCUCCAUCGGCACCCUGUGGCCCAAGCCCACGGGUACUGUGCGUCUGGACACGUUGAUGCGCCAGGUGGACAUCUCCUUUAUCGACUUCAAUGUCAAUGGAACGGCCCGCCAACAGAAGCUCUGGCGAGCUGCUGAAGACCGCUUCAUGGACAUGCUGAACGCCCAGAUACCAGAUCGCAAGGUUCUCGCACGAGGUGGCUACCGUUUGUCUGUGAACAUCAAUACUCCGGAUGAGCCGACUCCGGCCAGACUCACUCUGGAAACGGACGAGAGCUAUGCCCUGGACAUUGAUACGGAUGCUUCGGGUCAUGUGCUGGCCAACAUUACCGCGGCCAACUUUUUCGGAGCCCGUCAUGGUCUGGAGACCCUGGCCCAGUUGAUUGUCUACGAUGACAUACGCCGCGAGGUUCAGGUGACUGCCAAUGCCACCAUCACCGAUGCUCCGGUGUACAAGUGGCGUGGAUUGCUUCUGGACACCUCUCGUAACUACUACUCUGUGAAGUCCAUCAAGAGGACUUUGGAGGGCAUGGCCUUGGUCAAACUGAACACCUUCCACUGGCACAUCACGGACUCGCACAGCUUCCCACUGGAGGUGAAGAAGCGGCCAGAGCUGCACAAGCUGGGAGCCUAUUCCCAACGCCAGGUGUACACCCGCCGGGACGUGGCCGAGGUUGUGGAGUACGGCCGAGUGCGAGGCAUCCGUGUUAUGCCAGAGUUCGAUGCUCCUGCCCAUGUGGGUGAGGGUUGGCAGCACAAGAACAUGACCGCCUGCUUCAAUGCUCAGCCAUGGAAGUCAUUCUGCGUGGAGCCACCAUGUGGCCAACUCGAUCCCACUGUGAACGAAAUGUACGAUGUGCUGGAGGACAUUUACGGCACCAUGUUCGAUCAGUUCAACCCGGAUGUCUUCCACAUGGGCGGCGAUGAAGUGUCCACCAGCUGUUGGAAUAGCAGCCGGCCCAUCCAGAAGUGGAUGAAGAAGCAGAAAUGGGGCCUGGAGACCGCCGACUUUAUGCGCUUAUGGGGACACUUCCAAACAGAGGCUCUCGGUCGCGUGGACAAGGUGGCCAAUGGUACGCACACGCCCAUCAUUCUGUGGACUAGUGGACUCACCGAGGAGCCCUUCAUUGACGAGUAUCUGAACCCAGAGCGUUACAUCAUUCAGAUCUGGACCACUGGUGCAGAUCCCAAGGUAAAGAAGAUUCUUGAGCGUGGCUACAAGAUCAUUGUGUCCAACUACGAUGCUCUGUACUUGGACUGCGGCGGAGCUGGCUGGGUGACAGAUGGCAACAAUUGGUGCUCCCCCUACAUUGGCUGGCAGAAGGUGUACGACAACAGUUUGAAAUCCAUUGCCGGCGACUACGAGCAUCAUGUCUUGGGAGCGGAAGGAGCCAUUUGGUCGGAGCAGAUCGACGAGCACACCCUGGAUAACCGCUUUUGGCCCAGGGCCAGUGCCUUGGCCGAACGACUGUGGUCAAAUCCUGGCGAGGGUUGGCGCCAGGCCGAGUCACGUCUGCUGCUCCAUCGCCAGCGACUGGUGGACAACGGUCUGGGUGCGGAGGCCAUGCAACCGCAGUGGUGCUUGCAAAACGAGCACGAGUGUCCAAUUGACGCGUACGAUGCACAAGUUUGACAAGCUAUUAAACCUUUCCUCUUAACGGUCGCUAUCCUUGUAGAUGUAGUCGGGGCGGCGGGCGGUAUGGGUUGAUUGUCUUGUUGCUACUCACAACGCUCUCUGCCUGAAAAUAAAGCACAGCACAAAGGUGGCCUUA